Molecule: messenger RNA, 842 nt
Organism: Nerophis lumbriciformis (worm pipefish)
Lineage: Eukaryota; Metazoa; Chordata; Actinopteri; Syngnathiformes; Syngnathidae
Gene: gstz1
Product: glutathione S-transferase zeta 1
Biological process (GO): glutathione metabolic process; L-phenylalanine catabolic process
Cellular component (GO): mitochondrion; cytoplasm
Molecular function (GO): glutathione transferase activity; maleylacetoacetate isomerase activity
Source: RefSeq, a predicted model, not a curated record
AACGUCGAACUAACUUGGUAUCUACGACAAUUACUGACAACCUUAGCUGUAAAAGGGUGAAGGGGACGCUUUAAAAACCUUUCAGACACAAAUGUGGAAACUUAAAAAAAUAAUAACAAGUUCACCAUGCGCUUGUCCUGUGUUCUCCUGGCAAAGCCUGUCCUCCAUGGAUACUUCAGAAGCUCCUGCACAUGGAGAGUACGAAUCGCUUUGGCCAUGAAAGGUAUUGAAUAUGACCAAGUGCCUGUCAACCUCAUCAAAGAUGGAGGUCAGCAGCUCACAGAGGAGUACAAGACUUUCAACCCAAUGCAGCAAGUGCCUGCAGUUGAAAUUGAUGGCAUCACCCUCUCCCAGUCAUUGGCAGUGAUCCAGUACAUUGAUGAGACCAGGCCAGGACCUCGCCUUCUGCCAUCAGAGCCAAAGAAACGGGCCCAGGUUCGGAUGAUUAGUGAUCUUAUUGCUUCCGGGAUACAACCUCUGCAGAAUCUACACGUGAUCCAAAAGAUUGGAGCCGAGAAGGUGCCGUGGGCGCAGUAUUUCAUUAAUCGUGGUUUUGAAGCUCUUGAGCCUAUUCUCAAGCAAACGUCUGGAAAAUAUUGCGUCGGUGAUGAGAUAUCCAUGGCUGACAUAUGCCUGGUUCCACAAGUCUACAAUGCAGAGAGGUUUAAAGUGGACAUCAGAUUGUAUCCAACAAUCCACAGGCUAAAUCAAAGCUUACUUGAGAUCGAAGCUUUCCAAGUGAGCCAUCCAUCUUCCCAGCCAGACACGCCUGUUGAACUGAGAGUAUAGCAAACGCUGGGCUGCCACUUCGCACACACUAAAAUAAAAUGCUUUGGACAUAA